AUGGCUUCAAGAGACCCAGCUACUGACCAACUCAUUAACUACAAGAAAACUUUAAAGGAUUCUCCUGGUUUCAUCACCACUAAAUCUGGAGCUCCUGUUGGAAUCAAAACGGCGAUACAAACGGUGGGCAAGAAUGGUCCAGCCUUAUUACAGGAUGUUAACUUUCUUGAUGAAAUGUCAUCCUUUGACAGGGAGCGUAUUCCAGAACGAGUGGUACAUGCUAAAGGAGCUGGAGCUUUUGGGUACUUUGAAGUAACUCAUGACAUCACCAAGUACAGUGCUGCCAAAGUAUUUGAGUCCAUAGGCAAAAGGACACCGAUUGCUGUUAGAUUCUCAACAGUUGGUGGAGAGAGUGGAUCUGCUGAUACUGUUCGUGACCCUCGAGGUUUUGCUGUAAAGUUCUAUACUGAUGAUGGAGUGUGGGAUUUAGUUGGAAAUAAUACUCCCAUUUUCUUUAUAAGAGAUCCAACAUUAUUCCCGAGUUUUAUCCAUACUCAGAAGAGAAACCCUGCAACACAUCUGAAAGAUCCAGACAUGUUUUGGGACUUUUUGACCUUAAGACCAGAGACCAUCCAUCAACUUCUUUACUUGUUUGGAGACCGUGGUAUUCCUGAUGGCUACAGACAUAUGAAUGGAUAUGGUUCCCAUACAUUCAAGCUUGUGAAUUCUCAAGGUGUUGGGUACUGGGUAAAAUUCCACUAUAAGACUAACCAGGGGAUUAAAAACUUAUCAGUUGACAAAGCAGGUGAACUGGCAUCAACUGAUCCUGAUUAUUCCAUUAGAGAUCUGUAUAAUUCCAUUGCAAAGGGUGAUUACCCAUCAUGGACUUUUUACAUUCAGGUGAUGACUAUGGCUCAAGCAGAAAGCUGUAAAUUUAAUCCGUUUGACCUAACUAAGAUCUGGCCACAUGCAGAAUAUCCUUUAAUUCCUGUUGGUAAAUUGGUUUUGGAUAGAAACCCUAAGAAUUACUUUGCUGAAGUUGAACAAAUUGCUUUCAGUCCAUCUAAUUUAGUACCAGGAAUUGAGCCAUCUCCAGACAAAAUGUUACAAGGAAGACUGUUUGCCUAUAGCGAUACACAUCGCCAUAGACUUGGUGCUAACUACCUCCAAAUUCCUGUAAAUUGUCCAUACAAAGUUGCUGUUUCCACCUACCAGCGUGAUGGACCUCAAGCUAUUCACAAUCAAGACGACUGCCCUAACUAUUUCCCCAACUCUUUUUCUGGACCACAAGAAUGUCCACGUGCUCAGCGUUUGCAACCUCGAUACAAUGUCGGCGGAGAUGUAGACCGGUAUGAUAGUGGCCAGACUGAGGACAACUUCUCCCAAGCGACAGCACUGUAUAAACAAGUUUUUGAUGAUGCAGCUAAACAACGAGCUAUUGCCAAUAUAGUAGAUCACCUCAAGGAUGCUGCUGCGUUUAUUCAAGAAAGAGCUAUCAAGAUCUUCUCUCAGGUACAUCCUGAACUUGGAAAUAAAGUAGCAGCUGGUUUAGCUCCUUACAAAAAAUAUCAUGCAAAUUUGUAA
Molecule: messenger RNA, 1524 nt
Organism: Bombyx mori (domestic silkworm)
Lineage: Eukaryota; Metazoa; Arthropoda; Insecta; Lepidoptera; Bombycidae
Gene: Cat
Product: catalase
Biological process (GO): hydrogen peroxide catabolic process; response to hydrogen peroxide
Cellular component (GO): mitochondrion; peroxisome; cytoplasm
Molecular function (GO): heme binding; catalase activity
Source: RefSeq, marked provisional